Mytilinidion resinicola is the source of this 742-nucleotide messenger RNA. RefSeq lists its product as uncharacterized. NCBI's taxonomy places the organism in Eukaryota, Fungi, Ascomycota, Dothideomycetes, Mytilinidiales, Mytilinidiaceae. The record is from RefSeq and is a predicted model, not a curated record. Bases 312 to 569 code for a protein of 85 amino acids. The transcript has a single exon.
CUUGUUGCGAGCGAGCCGCUUCUGCCCGACUCGGAAGUGUGCUGGAGUUGUGGUGCGGAGACCAACUACAAUGAACUCGGACCCCGAGACCCAGCUCAUCCCUUCGCUGAGAUGGAAUGUCGAACGUGUUUGAACCCGUACUUUAACCCAACGGAUGAUGACCAGUCUUUCUCUCCUUCCCAACUAGAAAGUCGGCCAAAGAACCAAGGGAUGGAGAAUGACGUCGACGAGUGCCCCGGAACAUGCAAGAAGCUAUGGGACAUCAAGAGCGAACAGUUCGUAGAGGACCUGCAAGUCACCCUCUGUAAGACAUGCAGAGGCAGUUUUCCGCAGAGGUCAAAGAGUACAUUAAGGCUCACCUCACCGACACCCCGUCGCCUACAAACCGUGCGUAUAUGCAAGAUAUACUCGAAAAGGGAUCCUAUUGGCGUGGCGGUGCUCGUGGACUAUCUAAGAAAGCUAUCAUUUCCACCGUAUCUAAAGUGCUGCCAAACUUUGCAUCUACUUCAAGAUACAACAAACUCAUCGCAAAGCUGACCGCAAGGGAGACAAGGGCUGGGGAGAUCUAAGGACGGUAUUCUCGUCGGUGUCUGUAGCACACUCUCCUUCUAUCUUUGCCUGGUGGUCUGUUCGGAUGGUGGUCUAUUAGGGUAAUAGGUCAACUAUACCAGUUAUUCGCUAGCUUCUGCAGUAGUAGGCGUCGGGUUAGAAUAGUUACUAGCCUUACACUGGUCUAACUAAU